AUGUCGCUGGAAGAAUUCUCACGAGCGCGCAAGCACAAGCUUUCGCUGCUGCGCUCACUUCGUGUUGCCGAACAGACCAACUCGUCGCUUGGCUCGACAUCGGUGCAAGCCUCGAGGGCGAUCAAGCGACAUUUUCGCAACUACGAUCCGAUUACAGGUCAACUGAAACGCCUAACGUCGGCGCGCGAUCUACCUGAUACCGUUGAAAAACAUGUCGACGGUCUAGAACGCCAAACCAUCCAACAAGAUGAGCGUCAACGAAACGAACAGCUUGAUCUUACCAACAUCGCACCCAAACGCGCCAAUUGGGACCUGAAACGCGAUCUCGAGCGCAGAUUGAAAAAACUCGAACCCGCCGAUAGCCAAGCAACGAUACUCCUCAUUCGUCAACGCAUCCAGUCCCAGCAAACCGCUGCAGGCUUAGAUGCUAACACUCAGGACAGACACGAGAAUACCGUCACACGCCUCACUGCUGAAAUCGCUGCUACAGCUACAUCCGAUUUCAACCACACACUCCAUACCUCGAACGACGAAUCCUCGGACAACGACGAUUAG
Molecule: messenger RNA, 555 nt
Organism: Mycosarcoma maydis (corn smut)
Lineage: Eukaryota; Fungi; Basidiomycota; Ustilaginomycetes; Ustilaginales
Product: Coiled-coil domain-containing protein 12 (CCDC12)
Exons: 1
Coding region: 1-555 (184 amino acids)
Cellular component (GO): U2-type spliceosomal complex; post-mRNA release spliceosomal complex
Source: RefSeq, a predicted model, not a curated record